AUGUCAUUUUUCUCCGGAAUCCCAGUCGCUGAGCCCAUUGAGGUGUUCCACAAAAACCGGCUUUACCAGUUGGAGCAAAAUCCUGACAAAGUCAACCUUACAAUUGGAGGUAAAUGGAAGAUUUUUUACAUUAUCUUUGGGGUUUAGCUUAUAGAACCGAGGAAAAUAAACCUUGGGUGCUGCCUGUCGUCCAGCAAGCCGAGAGAGACCUGGCCAAGGACGACACCCUGAACCAUGAAUAUUUACCUGUUCUUGGACUCCCAGAAUUUACCGAUGCUGCUGUGAAAUUGGUACUUGGAGACGAUAAUCCAGCCAUCAAGGAUGGGCGUGCGUUUGGAGUCCAAUGUCUUUCUGGAACGGGAUCACUUCGUGCUGGAGCCGAGUUCUUGAAGAGACUUUUGAAUCUGGACUCAGUUCUGGUCUCACAGCCAACUUGGGGAAACCAUAAAUUAAUCUUCCACAACGCUGGUUUCGGUAGCAUUAAAGUUUAUAAGUAUUGGGAUGCUGACAACAAGAGAGUAGAUAUUGAAGGAUUCUUGGCUGAUCUGCAAAAUGCCCCAGACAAGUGAGUUCGUUCUUGUUAUUUAUGGCCUUGUUCAGGACUGUGGUUGUUCUUCAUGGAUGUGCCCACAAUCCAACUGGAAUGGACCCCAGCCAAGAUGAGUGGAAAAAGAUCUGUGAGGUUGUCAAGCAGAAGAAUCUGUUCACUUUCUUUGACAUUGCUUAUCAGGGAUUUGCCUCGGGAGAUCCGGAUAAGGAUGCCUGGGCCAUUCGAUAUUUCGUUGAGCAAGGUCUGGAGAUGGUCAUCGCCCAAUCUUUCGCCAAGAACUUUGGCCUUUAUAACGAAAGAGUUGGCAAUCUUGCUAUUGUGGUGAAUGACAAGUCAACUAUUGAGGGAAUCAAGUCUCAGAUUCAGUUGGUCAUCAGGGCCAAUUGGUCCAAUCCCCCGGCCCAUGGAGCCAGAAUUGUGGCCAUGGUUUUGAAUGAUCCCAGCAGAAAACAGCAAUGGUUGGACGCCAUAAAAGUAAUGAGCACUAGAAUUCAGAAGAUGAGAGAGGUCCUUCUGAAGUUGCUGAUUGAUCUCGGAACUCCCGGAAAGUGGGAUCAUAUUGUGAAGCAGAUCGGGAUGUUCAGUUACACUGGUCUGAAUAGUGAGUUUGUAAUUUGUGGUAUAUUAUGUAAAAGUUGGGGGCUUGGGGAGGUCGUCCGUGGGAGUGGAUACCCCCAACUGCUGACUUCACGAAAGUCUCAGAGAUACGUUUCCAGUCACAGUAUUUUUUUGUCUUCUUUUUUUGGGAAGGGAUCAUAAAUAAGACAGAAAUCAAAGCCGUUUUAUAUAUACUCUUUCAAACUCCGUGUAAAAUACAAAAAAUUCAGAAGAACAAGUGGAUCGUCUGAUCGCUGUCCACAAGGUGUUCCUUCUCAACGAUGGUCGGAUCAACAUCUGUGGAUUGAAUACCAAAAACGUCGAGAAAGUUGCCAAAGCCAUAGAUGAGACCGUCAGAAACAUCCCAAGCCGUCUCUGA
Messenger RNA from Bursaphelenchus xylophilus (pine wood nematode), 1526 nucleotides. NCBI's taxonomy places the organism in Eukaryota, Metazoa, Nematoda, Chromadorea, Rhabditida, Aphelenchoididae. The record is from the annotation of a GenBank genome assembly.